Molecule: messenger RNA, 3162 nt
Organism: Biomphalaria glabrata
Lineage: Eukaryota; Metazoa; Mollusca; Gastropoda; Planorbidae
Product: BTB/POZ domain-containing protein 17-like
Exons: 2
Coding region: 630-1940 (436 amino acids)
Molecular function (GO): protein binding
Source: RefSeq, a predicted model, not a curated record
CACACACAACGUAAGCAAUCGUUUAAGGCUUGACAAGUGAGGUCAACGCUGACAGUUGAAAUUUACACUCGUCUGGUAGCUCGACCUGUAAACAAUAGUUUCGUCGAAGAAAAACGGAGAGAGAGAGAGAGAGACGGGGGGUGAAAGGGAGUUGCAGUUACUUCCCUUCAGUCGAACUCUCUUGGCCCGCUCUCAACAUAAUGUCUCGGGUAGGUGACUAGAGCGGGCGAUUAGAGGAGUAUUCCCCCUCCUUUCAUUUCUUCGGACUUACUGGAGAUUGUCGAGUGGACUUUUAUAAGUUACUGUUUUCUUUGUAAACCACCUGUUUCUGUGGAUACAUCGUUUAGUGUUCGAUUCGAUUUCUUCAACCGUCGCCGUUGUUUUCACAUUACGUUGGAGUUCUAAUCGAUUUGUUUUCAUUGCUGUGAACUUCGGACAUUGUGUACAUAUAUACAGGAGAUAACGGGAGGUCAGCGCAACCUGCAGUUAGCUUUACGGAUGAACGGUCCAAAUGGUAACACAUCAAUACGUUGCCUACUUUGACUACAUAUUUCUAUAGUUCCUGACAAAGACGAUGCUGUACCGGUAUCGGAAUAUUCAUUCAGUUAUGAAGACAGGGAUGUAAUCAAAUGCUACGAUCCAUGAAAAGAUUCAGCGCCCCAGCUUCAGUCCACCCUGACCCGACUCGCCCGCCCGACGACGACAGUGAUGCCAGCCUGAGCGAUGGCAGUAAAAAGGUCAAGACGACGCAGUCGUUUGAGCCGCUCUUCAACAGCGAGUCCCUUAGCGACAUCGUCUUGGACGUCAAUCAUGGGGAGGCAGUCUUCCACGCCCACAAAACCAUCGUGGGGCUCAAGAGCGAACGGCUGGCCGCACUCAUCACGAGUCUGGCCACAACCCCGUCGGACAACAGCAGCAAGCCCGUGCUGCACCUGCAGGAGGCCCCCGAGUGCAGCGCAGUGUUCAGCAGAUUUCUGUACUUUAUUUACAGCGGGGCCGUCUGGCUGCACAGAGACUACGUCGUGCCGCUUUUCAAGUUGUCCGUCAAGUACGGGGUGAACGCUUUGGCCAACCACUGCGAGAACUACAUCUUACAGCUGCUCAACAAGUGUAUGGCCGUGGACAUCAACUGCGCCAACCCGCCGCCGACCCUCUCCGUGACCACUGUAUGCGACCUGUACGAAGAGAGCGUUUACAGGGAAGAAACCCGAAGGAUGGCAUUCAACGUGCUGGCGAGACGAUUCGUGGACCUGAUUCACACAGAGAGAUGGAUCACAUGUGAAUGGCUGACCGUUAGGGAUCUUCUUCGUUGUGACGAUUGCUUGUGCGAGGAGAAUCUUAUAUUGGUUGCAGCUACUGACUGGAUGAAGAGAAACAAGCUUCAGGACAAAGGGAGAAUCCAGGAGAUUCUAUCCUCUAUACGUUACCCAAGACUUCCUAGGAGAGUUCUCUACCAUUUGUAUACUGCUGCUAGCUUUAAAAACUUUCCCCAGGUUCAAGACCUGAUCGAGGCGGCCAUUAAAUACCACUGCUUCAAGGACGUCCCAGAGGCGCAGGACGAGUUCACUGGAUUGCAGUACCGUGCUAGGGGCAAGGGGCGAACCAGGCACACCGUGUGCGGUGGGGAGAACCUGAACUCUCAAGAGCUCCAGCAUCAGGCCCAUUCCUGGCAGUGGGAGGAGGCCAGCCCCGAUAGCAACUACAACUCCGGUCAAUGCUGUGAUAGCAUCGCUGACUUCUCCAGGUCGGACGAGGUCAACGACAAUCAUUCUCAUCAGCACACGCUUCUGUGUCGCGCCCAGCGGCAGACGAAUCAUCGACCUAUGGCAUCCCCCGUGGCAGCCGUCCAUCCACGAGUUCAUAGUUCGGAUAGAGAGAUUUGCAGCAACACGACCGACAUCGCGCUGCAGAUCAACAUACACUCGCAUAGUCAAAUGUAAACAUAAGUCACGACCUUGUAGCCGCCUGCCAAUGUUUCAGGGUCAACAUUCUCCCUUUAUCUAAUGUGAUACAGCCUGGUUUAUCCGAAUGUAAUGAAGCCAGGUCUAACCGGAUAUAACGCCAUCGUUUUACAGAUGUGAUCAUUUAUUCGAAUGUGAUUUCAUGGCGCAGAUAUCUUAUAUAAACAUUCAUUUCGAUGGUUAUAACAUAAUCAACUUAAAAUGGAUUGAACCAAAUGUGAUUCAAAGACGACUCAAACUGAGUAGAUAAGGACUUAACGACAAAAUUUAGUUAACCGAUUGUGAUUGAUUAAAAAAAAAAAGCCAUUGGGUAAGCCUCGUGUGAUAGUAAUAUAUAUUACUUCUGUUUAAUGUGAACAAGACCAUUGUAUACAAUAUUAAUGCUAUAGUAAGGUUACUUUUUUUUUCGUUCACAAACUAUUAGAGACCAUGCAGGUCCCGUUUACUUUGGUUGAAGAUUUUUGUUUGUGGUUCGAUGUUCAACUAAUGAAUGUGAUUCGUGCAGAAAUAAACCUAAGUUACUCAAACAGAAGCCUAUCUAGCUUGCAGAGCUCUAACAUACUUUCUUAUAAAGUCCAAGGCACUAAACGGUAACAUAGUCUCAGUGAUAGUGCUGCAUGACUAUUAGCAAGCGUAAAUCAGUGAAACUCCAUCAAUUAGAAAUAAUUUUCCCAACUUACUUCCCUACCCUUGUUUUCCCUCUUACACUGGACGCCAUUUUCUACUAUAUUUUCGUAAUUAAUCUGUUGCUAUUAAAGCAAGUCAAGACAAAUAAUGGCAUUGGUUAGAGAUGGGACAUUAUCACGUAUGGACGGAACACAAAUUGAGUGCUGCUUUAUCAACUUUUGGGGAGUCUAGUGAAUGGGAAAACGUUGUUGCCUGACGCAGGGAGUGGGGGGGGGGGGUGGUGGAGUUAGGGGGCUGCUCAAAUGUAUUGAUUUUGUGUUUGUUUAUGUUGAUCUUUGAAAGCGCUCUAGUGAUAUGAACGUUCUUGUAUUAUUAUUAUUUAAUGAUAUGUUCGCUUUAUGAUUUGGAUAUUUGAAUCAUUUCAUGUUCACUGUAACAAGUGUCCUGGUUUGUAGCAAUGUUGCUUUGAAUGUAUGAAAUAAAUGUAUGCAAUAAAUCAAGUGGCAGGAAGAGUGGCCAGAUUUAUUGGAAAAUACUAUUUUAAACAAUGAAAUACAAACUUGAUGAAAGCAUA